Messenger RNA from Pelmatolapia mariae (spotted tilapia), 816 nucleotides. RefSeq names its product ladybird homeobox 1b (gene lbx1b). The record is from RefSeq and is a predicted model, not a curated record. The transcript is spliced from 2 exons. Gene Ontology annotation, cellular component: nucleus. Lineage: Eukaryota; Metazoa; Chordata; Actinopteri; Cichliformes; Cichlidae. The coding region runs from base 1 to 816 and encodes 271 amino acids. Gene Ontology annotation, molecular function: sequence-specific double-stranded DNA binding; DNA-binding transcription factor activity, RNA polymerase II-specific. Gene Ontology annotation, biological process: regulation of transcription by RNA polymerase II.
AUGAUGACAUCCAAAGAAGUGGCCAAAUGUGAUGCAGUGGAAAACAGGAGGCGAAGUCCGCUGGACCACUUGCCGCCUCCUGCCAACUCCAACAAGCCGCUGACCCCAUUCAGCAUUGAGGACAUCCUGAACAAACCAUCAGUGAAACGAAGUUAUACAAUUUGCGGCACAGCUCAUCUAAUUUCGUCUUCUGAGAAACAUCGUUCCUCCAGCAUCCCUCUGUCCAACCGGGGACUCCUCACCCAAACCUCCCCGCUCUGCGCGCUGGAGGAGCUGGCCAGCAAGACCUUCAAGGGGCUGGAAGUCAGCGUUUUGCAGGCUGCCGAAGGCCGGGAUGGGAUGACUCUGUUCGGCCAGCGAACCACCCCGAAGAAGCGUCGGAAGUCUCGGACGGCUUUCACCAAUCACCAAAUCUAUGAACUGGAAAAGCGCUUCCUGUAUCAAAAGUACCUGUCCCCAGCCGACCGGGACCAGAUCGCUCAGCAGCUGGGCCUGACAAACGCGCAGGUGAUCACGUGGUUUCAGAACCGGAGGGCCAAGCUAAAACGGGAUCUGGAGGAGAUGAAGGCCGACGUGGAGUCGGCCAAGGCCAUCGGCCAGGUCCCACUGGACAAGCUCGCCAAACUGGCGGACCUGGAGAAAUGCGCCAAUGGCACGCUGGGCCACCCGCGAGCCGAGUCCCCCGCGCGGGGAGGCCAGCAGGAGCACGAGCUCGCUCAGAAACUGAGGACGUCGCCGCUGUCUCCAUUCUCAGACCACACAACUAGUAAAGAGUGCUCAGAGGACGAGGACGUAGAGAUUGAUGUGGAUGACUGA